UCACUGUGCGCAGAGGUGGGCAGAGAUGGAGGAGGACAGGGAAAAAAACAAAAACAAUGGAUACGUACCGGACGCCAUCUUGCAUCCAGUCAGUAUAGUGAAUGGCAGUUGAACGGCUAUGGAUUAUAGCUCGCCCGCUAGUUGACUAGCAUCGGAACUUUGGUCGUCGGUCAAGGAGACUCAUAGCGGCUUCAUAUUUUCGGCGAAAUAGCAUCGAGAGCCUAGAGAAACGGCUAUCCCAAAGUCCGGUUACUUUGCGCUGUCGUUUGGAGAGACCUUGCGUGCUCCGGGGUGAAGUUAUUUUGGAACCGGACCUGAUACCCAGACCCGGGUCCUGGCUGGUGCAGCGAGAGCUGCUAACACUACCCAGAAACUGAUGGGUGGUUUCUAUGAAUAAUAAUUAUUUUUUUGCACCAAGUUAUCUGUGGCGUAGCCACUUGCAAUUAGCUAGGAUUGCCGUUCGCAGGAUGAGGAAAAUAACGCUAACAUCUUCGACAAGUGUUUGUGCGUCUCUAGCUAACGUUACUCGAAACGGUCGGAAAUGUGAACCCGGCUUCUAAUGCGCUAUUUUCCCGUCAACUUUCAUGGGAAUUUAUCGCCUUUAAUUUGAGAAAAAAACGAGAACUUGUAUGUGUUGUCGUUGCAGUGUGCUUUAUCCGGGGUUGUAUGUAGCGAGUUGUCGUGUUAGCUACCCAGCUCGCUAGCGCUUAAGUGAAAUAACAACGUUGGCGAGCUGCUGGUUGUCCAUGUCAGUUAGCCAAGUAGCAUAGAAAGCGGAUGAAAUGCAAACCUUAAAAUGCCAGCGCUUGAGUUUGGGACUGUGGCCGGCUGUCUGUCUUUCCCUGUGUCGGUAUUUUUGUAAAUAGUUAGCCCAUUGCACUAGCCAGCUAGCUGUUUACAGUCGGGUAAUAAUAUCGUACCCUCUGUUUAUAGCCAGCUGCUAGCUGGCUAACGUUAGCUACUUGGUUAACUUGGGUAGUGAAUUAUUAAAAAUACGGAUUGAGUUUUUUUAUUUCUCUAUAGCAGUGAAUGAAUGAGGGUAGUUAUUUCAUUAUAGCUAGAUUGCUAGCUAACUUUAUCCACCAGUCUUGAUUCAGCUAGCCAGCUGAACAGACUUGAGAUAGUGCGGUGAUUUACUAAGCUGGUAGUGGCUAGAGUCUAGAUGUCUUUAUUGCUCGAAAAACAAUGAAUUCUGUUCUUAUUAUUUGAAAACUAUCAUCUGGAGACGCACCCAUCACUUUUUGGAUUUUCCACGUGGGACCUCUGCCACAUCUAAGAUUUGUUUCCCUUUUCUUUAUAAGUAAAUGCGUGACAUGCUUCUCAAGCUGAGCAGCUAAGUUACUGUAGCUAGCUUCCUACUUAUCUAGCUACAUAAAGGAUUGCGCAGCGGCCCAUUUUCUUCAAGAAAUUGUGGAUUUUGCCAGCGUCCGAUUGUUUGCAAACACCGUUGAUAUUUAUUUGUUUAGAGCUAAUCAGUAAUAUGCUCUGGGGUUCACAUUGACAUUUUUUUUGAAUGAACAGUGGACUACAGAGGACAUCCCCGAUUUUACAGUAACAAAACGCCAGAGAAGCGUGACUGUCAUCCGUGGGGUUUGUGGCAAUAGGAUUUUGUCGAAAUAAAGGAUUUUUGUUUGACUGGAUUGAAAAUGGGAGCAGCUACAAAACUAGCCUUCGCAGUGUUCCUCAUUUCAUGUUCUUCAGGCGCCAUCCUGGGCCGCUCGGAAAAGCAGGAGUGCGUUUACUACAACAGCAGCUGGGAGAAGGACCGCACCAACCGCAGCGGCAUCGAGGCCUGCUUCGGCGAGACGGACAAGCGCAAGCACUGCUUCGCCACCUGGAAGAACACGUCGGGCUCCAUCGAGAUCGUCAAGCAGGGCUGCUGGCUCGACGACGUGAACUGCUACGACAGCAGCGAGUGCGUGGAGAAGAAGGAGGGGCCCGACGUCUUCUUCUGCUGCUGCGAGGGCAACAUGUGCAACAAGAAGUUCUUCUACAACCCCGACACCACCCCGCCCGUGCCAUCGACCUUAAACCCAUUUACCCAGCAGCCUCCUCUGUUUAACACCCUGCUGUACUCCCUGGUGCCCAUCAUGGGCAUAGCAGCCAUCAUCCUCUUCUCCUUCUGGAUGUACCGCCAUCACAAGCUGGCGUACCCGCCGGUCCUGGUGCCCACCCAGCACGCCUUUCAUAUCAUGAUAGAGGACCCGGGCCCCACCCCCCCCUCCCCGCUCCUGGGACAGAAGCCAUUGCAGUUACUGGAGCUGAAAUCCAGGGGGCGCUUCGGCUGCGUGUGGAAGGCGCAGCUGCUCAGCGACUACGUGGCGGUCAAGAUCUUCCCCAUUCAGGACAAGCAGUCCUGGCAGCACGAGUACGAGACCUACAGCCUGAGCGGCAUGAAGCACGAAAACAUCCUGCACUUCCUGGGGGCGGAGAAGCGGGGCACCAACAUGGACGUGGAGCUGUGGCUCAUCACCGCAUACCACGAGAAGGGUUCUCUGACUGAUUACCUAAAGGCCAACGUGGUGUCCUGGAACGAGCUGUGCCACAUCGCCCAGACCACGGCGAGGGGACUGGCCUACCUGCACGAGGACAUCCCGGGCCUGAAGGACGGCCACAAGCCCGCCAUCGCCCACAGGGACAUCAAGAGCAAGAACGUGCUGCUGAAGACCAACCUGACCGCCUGCAUCGCCGACUUCGGCCUGGCCCAGAGGUUCGACGCGGGGAAGUCCGCCGGAGACACGCACGGCCAGGUGGGCACGCGCCGGUACAUGGCCCCGGAGGUGCUGGAGGGGGCCAUAAACUUCCAGCGAGACGCCUUCCUGAGGAUAGACAUGUACGCCCUGGGGCUGGUGCUGUGGGAGCUGGCGGCCCGCUGCACGGCUGCCGACGGCCCUGUGGAUGAGUACAUGCUGCCGUUCGAGGAGGAGGUGGGACAGCACCCCUCCCUGGAGGACAUGCAGGAGGUCGUCGUGCACAAGAAGCUCCGCCCGGUGCUGAGGGAGUGCUGGCAGAAGCACGCUGGCCUGGCGAUGCUGUGCGAGACCAUCGAGGAGUGCUGGGAUCACGAGGCCGAGGCGCGCCUGUCCGCCGGCUGCGUGGAGGAGCGCGUCAUCCAGAUGCAGCGGCAGACCAACAUCAUCGGCCCCGAGGAGAUCGUCACCGUCGUCACCAUGGUGACAAACGUAGACUUCCCGCCCAAGGAGUCCAGUCUAUGAUGGACGGGCCCGGGAAACACGUGCGUGCGUACUGACCAAUGGAAACGGGCCCCCCCCACCCCCACCACCCUCAGACUGCUCACAGAGGACACGCCCACCACCAUCACUUGCGCAACUCAUUACGAUUCAGGAAUUUCUGCACCCGUACCGAUUUCUACCCGCUACGUCUAGCUACGCGUGUGCCUGAAGACUCGCUGACUUGCGGCUUUCUGCUUAAGCCGGAACUGUAAAGACAGUGGUUUUAAAAAAAAGAGUAAAUCAGGAUCCUUUAAAGGAAGACACUGGAGGUAUAAGAAAAUAAGUGUAAAUGGUCUUCAUGACUACAGGACUUCAGGACUUUGACACUGAAUUCAAACUUUUUGGCAGGUAUUAAUUCUUUUGUAUCGAAGAAGAGUAUGUGAAAGACUUCUUCAAAAGGACAUCUGAUAGUUAGUUUUUUUGUUUUUUGUUUUUGUUUUUUAAAGAAAGCUUGGACUAUACCGGAAACCCCACCACAUUUCAUUUCAGUAUAAAAAGGGCAACUUGUUUUUAAAUGCAUUUGCUGUUUUUGUGUUUAUAUAAAUGAAUAUUGUAAUGCCAAUAAGAAACAGCUUCUGAAUGUUUAGUGUAUUGCUGCUGUUCAUAUAUCAAUGGAAAAGUAUGGUAAUCAAGGUUAUUUGUUGGAAUUAGCUUCCAAGCAUUACUUUAAAUAACCACAAACCUCCCUCAACAAGGAAUACCUCAGUUCCAUCUCUGACAAGUUUCCUUUAACACUAAAAACAAUCUCAAAUAUUCAGAUCUGACAUCUGUUUUGGUAUUUAUGCAUUUUAAAUGACAGAUGGCGACAGCAUUUGUAACAGUAUGCCAACACAAAAAUGGCCAUUUAUACACCAGUAUUUCUGCCGUUUCUCUUUUUAUUUCUCCUUAGAGUUUUGUGUUAGUAUAUUUUUUGCCCUGUGGUUUUCAAGUAUUUUUAACCUUUCUUUUCUUUGGUAGUCUGGACAAAUGUAUUCAUUUUGAAAGCGUAAUGAGAGGUCCCUGGGAAAAAAAAUUAACUUCCAAAAUAACAAUUGAAAGCACUUUCCUAUUUAGGUUUGCGGUGUCGAUGAAUAUUUAAAACGGUGCGCAUGCCCCCCCCCCCAUCCUUCCCCCUCCCACUUUUUACAUUUUUGUUUGUUUUUAUGUGAGUUGUGACGGGUGUAUUCUCUAACGGAACCUUUUGCUUUUCAUUUCUUAAAACCUUUAUCACUUUCUCUGCGCGUUCGUUGUGUAUCGCUAGUUCGUUCGUAUCGGUCGUGUUUCGGGAAUUAGCAUUCAGUGUCUGCUGGCGUAUCGCACACCUCAGGAAAUCUGGUCUCUCGAACCCCUCUCUGCUUUGAGCCGUCAGUGACUUCCCUUAUUCUCUCCCUCAUUCCGGUGCCAUCAUUUACACUCAUUUUCGGUGCAUUAUUGUAGACCCUGCGAGAGAGAGAGAGUACAAGCCAAAAAAAAACUUCAGCAAAUGCAUUGUUAAAAAAUACAAUACACGUAUAGAUUGAAAUGGACAUAUCGCAGCCGUGGGGUCGGAGAAGUAGAGAAUUUAGUGGGAUAGAUCUCACAAUGUAGUAAUGGGCGAUCAGAUUUGAACGGUCGUCUUGGUGCCUACGACACUGGUGCAGUUACGCUACCGUUUGUAUUUAUCCUCGUAGACGAGUUCACUUUCAAAACAACUGCUACAGCAACAACGUUCAGGGAUGCAAUACUAUGCUUUACGACGUUAAAUUAUAUGCAAUCGGUGUAGGUAUAGCGAAGUUACCGACUACUUGUACAACAGUAGCAUUUUGACCACGGAUUCGAGUGGCGUUUUACUCAUGCGGGAUAGCCAUUGGGCAGGAGCUUAAACGGAACCGGCGCUGAUUGUACUGUAAAAGUUGGAAAAGGCUCCUAAAGUACUUUUCACGCCGCGGGUUACGGAAAAGCAGCUGGGUUUCCUGUCAACCCCACAGACCCCAAUAAAAGUGCUGCGUAGUUAAAGAGUCGGAAGGUCAGCUGUUCCGAACGACAGACGUGCAGGGCCUACAGGAGACGACCUCAGCUCAGAACACCUCCAUCACUGUGAACACUUCUACACAGGACCUCUGCAGAUUUCUGCCUGUCGUGGAACGUGGUAAAAAAAAGAAGUCACAAGUCUCAGAGCAGAGCAGGGAGGGGGGGAAAGGCGGAUAUCCAUCUGCUGCGCGCGCUACCACGACUACCGCUCGCGCAUAGCGCCGAUUUUUCGUCCCCGUGCUAAAAAAAAAAAAUUCUGAUGUAGCCAUGUGACUACCCACCCCCACCCCACCACUACAUCGCUCAUAUUGUCAUUUCUCCUUUAUUGAAACACGAAGGCUUUACGUACACGACACAUUAAAGUUUUUUAUUCCUCGCACACUACUGUACAGAAGCUCCCCCUGUUCUGGCCCCCACCCAAAGCUCUUAGUCACUGUUGAGAUCCGAGCUCUUCUUUUGUAAGAAAUUACUUUGUCCCAUCAGUACAAGCCAAAAUCUUCCCCACGACAUUGGCAGCAGACUUCAAGGAAAAUGCACAUUAUGUAAAUAUGAAUGUCGUUUUUAGAUUGUGAAUUUAGCAUGUUUUUUUCUAAGAUAUCACAAAGCAAAAAAAAGUCCUUUAUAAAGUAAUUAUUCCAAAAUAAGAUUUUAUUGUUUAUUUUAUAUAUCUAUAUUUUUAAUUGUAUUAAUUUAUGUCAAGGCCCAAAACAGUCAUAUUUCCUUUUCAUGGCAAGGCUGUCUCUGACUAUUUUAAAUCGGUCCAAUGAAACACUAUCGAUUUCACCCCUGGAUCGACACAUCGUUUACCUCAGACAUCCCAGCAAAUGCAUAACGUUCUCGCAACGUCGCCGGAACAUUGCAGAAACACUAUUAAACAUUGGCGCAAUGUGCUAGUGUCGUUGCAAGGAUGUCACCUGGGAUAUGACCAGCAGUGUUUUAUUUCUGUAAAGCGGUUUCAGUUCAAGUUAAACGGAUUACCUCUCAGUUAUGCCAGAAAAGGUAACGUGCGUCAGUCACGUUACCUUGAAAUCUCUCUGCCGAUGUACCGUGUGCAACGGGCACAAGACAGCCGCACUACUGUCAAAGUGUACUUGCCAUUCGAAUUAUCUUCCAAGGAUUUAACAAACCGUUUCAGAGGCCUGGUUGGAAUUGUUAAAUAUUGUACAGAUAAAUGGUAUGUUAUCCCCCCUAAAAUAAAGUAUAGUGACUGCUCUGUG
This is a messenger RNA of Anguilla rostrata (American eel), 6439 nucleotides long. Its product is annotated as activin receptor type-2A-like. The record is from RefSeq and is a predicted model, not a curated record. Gene Ontology annotation, cellular component: activin receptor complex; plasma membrane. Gene Ontology annotation, biological process: protein phosphorylation; activin receptor signaling pathway; cellular response to growth factor stimulus. The coding region runs from base 1647 to 3215 and encodes 522 amino acids. The transcript has 12 exons. NCBI's taxonomy places the organism in Eukaryota, Metazoa, Chordata, Actinopteri, Anguilliformes, Anguillidae. Gene Ontology annotation, molecular function: ATP binding; metal ion binding; activin binding.